Messenger RNA from Microtus ochrogaster (prairie vole), 5791 nucleotides. RefSeq names its product sialic acid binding Ig like lectin 15 (gene Siglec15). The record is from RefSeq and is a predicted model, not a curated record. NCBI's taxonomy places the organism in Eukaryota, Metazoa, Chordata, Mammalia, Rodentia, Cricetidae. Gene Ontology annotation, biological process: regulation of osteoclast development; regulation of actin cytoskeleton organization; regulation of bone resorption. Gene Ontology annotation, cellular component: plasma membrane.
GCUGGACUAGUAGUACAUGCCUGUAGUACAGCACUCAAGAGGCUGCAGCAAGGAACUGACUAAAUUGGAGUCAGAUUGGAAUAUACAGUAACUUCCAGGCCAGCUUGAACUACGUUGUCAGAGAGACAGGCCUGAGGAAACUCUUGAGACUCUUCUGCUAGAAGGGCUGACUGGAUGGGCACAAUCUUCCGUUUUCUCAGAUUUGAAAAGCAGCCCUUUGAUCACUACCAACUGAACAAACAAGUUCUUACUCAGGAUAAAUGUCAGGCCCUCCACUUGAAUUCAAACAUGUAAUUCAACUUGUCCAGAGCAAGAGAUUAAGCCAAAAACAACAACAAAAAAGUGGCAUUUAAAAAAAAGAAACAACAACCCUGUGCUUUAACUUGAUGGUCUUCUGGGGGUGCGCCCACAGCAGAACUCAACUGGAGGUGGAGAACCCCAGCUCAAGGUGCACAAGAACCAAGAGCUCUCUGUAGAAGCCACACACACUAGGGUCCCCUGGAGCAGGGUUUGAGCAGAAAGGAAAAGAGGGGAGGGGCAGGGGAUGAUCCAGUCUUUCCCAUCAAGAGAAGGUAAUGAGUCCAAGAGUAGCCAGAGUGAGCUCCUGCUAGCCCCAGCUUGGGCUCGUCCGUGCUUGUCCGCUCUCCUGCAGCAAUGGCAGAUCUGGACUGCUUCUGUGCAGGGGCACGUUCAUCCCCAGGUGCAUGGGCUCCAUGUGGCCUGAGAUAUUCCUACCCAAGAGGUCAAUGAGGCUGACUGACCACAAAGAGCAGCGGACUUAGCAUGGUGGGACACGGGGCACAAUGACAAUGAAUGAUGGACUGGCUUUUUCUUACUUGCCGGACGUAGGCCUUCAUUUCCUCAUCUCUAACAAUCUUUCUCUGUCUCUUGGAUGUUUUCAGGCAGAUGGCAUGGUGUAUAUAAAGGAACCGUGUAUAAUACAAUUCUAAUUAUUCCUUGUAAAGGUCCCUUUUGUGCACUGUGCCCCAGGGCACUGGCUAGGCAGGUUCGGCCACCUGCCUCUUCUUAGGGAGGUACCACCCCUGGGAUAAGCCUCUGAGGCUGAGCACCUGCAUCCUCAAAGCCACAGCAACACGAGGCUGGUGGUUUGCCAGCGCUGGGUGAACUGGAGACAGGGCUCAGCUUCCAGCCUUUAACUCCACAUUGUGAAGAACAGUCACUGGGUAGAAGACAGGGCAAGUGAGUCUAGAGGUGACCCCGUGCAGAGAGCAAGGAGGCAAUACAGCCCCUGCCACUCUGACCUGUCUUUCCCUGCCUGGACACUAGCAUGUAGGAAGCCAGCCUGGGACAUAGUCCUCUUGGGCUGACCCUGACAAUAAAGGUUGAGUUCCUACCAACUCAACAGUGUGCUUCAAAACACCCCCCCCCUCCAGGGCCUUGGUUUCUCCCCUGCAAAUGAGACCGUUAAUGCCUUCAGAUGCAUCCACAGCUUCACGCCAUUAGGGCACUGUAAUGCAGGCUGGUCUGGCUUGAGCACUGAUUUGGCCUCAACUUGGUCAGUUAUUUAACAUGUAACAUCUAUGCUCAUCUCUAGGAUCACUUGUGAAAACUGGAGAUGCUCCGGCGGAUUUGCUCAACACAGAGGCACACAGUAAGUGAUUUUUAUCAUCUAAAGGAUCCUGUCACCACCAGAUACCGUAGUGUUUCGGGAAAUGCACAGGUUUCUGAUAGAGAGAAAUGCGAAAGAGUUGUGUCUGUCACUAGGUCACACGCCAAGAAAGAGGCAAGCCCAAGGAAGGGUCUGGAGAAAAAUCCAUCCCAUCCCUCUUCCCUUAGUCAUGGUAGAGUAGGGAGAUGGCUCUAAAGCCAGGAAGUGGGGUUCCAGCCGAAAGGAACCGAUUGCUGCCUGAGUCCUAGUGUUUGCAGCCCCUUUCGAGAGAGGAAAUGAGGUGGGGACGGGGAAGAUGCCGCCAGAGGCCAGGAACCCGGUCUCCCCAGGCUAGGUCUGAUGUGUCCCUGGCCGGCAGGCGUGCCGGAGCAGCGCUGGUCCAUGCAGGUGCCCUCCGAGGUGAGCGCGGAGGCGGGCGACGCGGCGAUGCUGCCCUGCACCUUCACGCACCCGCACCGCCACUACGACGGGCCGCUGACGGCCAUCUGGCGCGCGGGCGAGCCGUACGCGGGCCCGCAGGUGUUCCGAUGCACCGCGGCGCGAGGCAGCGAGCUGUGCCAGACGGCUCUGAGCCUGCAAGGCCGCUUCCGCCUGCUGGGCAACCCGCGCCACAACGACCUGUCACUGCGCGUCGAGCGCCUCGCCCUGGCGGACAGUGGCCGCUACUUCUGCCGCGUGGAGUUCGCCGGCGACGCCCACGACCGCUAUGAGAGCCGCCACGGGGUCCGGCUGCGCGUGACCGCUGCACCGCGGAUCGUCAACAUCUCGGUGCUGCCAGGCCCCGCGCACGCCUUCCGCGCACUCUGCACCGCCGAGGGGGAGCCCCCACCUGCCCUCUCCUGGUCCGGCCCCGCCCUGGGCAACAGCUCGGCGGCCGAGCAGAGCCAGGGUCACGGUUACCAGGUGACCGCCGAGCUGCCGGCGCUGACCCGAGAUGGGCGCUACACGUGCACGGCAGCCAAUAGCCUGGGCCGCGCAGAGGCCAGCGUCUACCUGUUCCGCUUCCGUGGCGCCCCCGGAGCCUCCACCCUGGCGCUCCUACUCGGCGCGCUGGGUCUCAAGGCACUGCUGCUGCUUGGUGUUCUGGGUGCGCGAGCCACCCGCAAACGACUAGAUCACCUGGUCACUCAGGAUACCCCUCCACGGUCUCAGGCUCAGGAGUCCAAUUAUGAGAACCUGAACCAGAUGAGUCCCCCAGGCCACCAGCUGCCACGUGUUUACUGUGAGGAACUUCUGGGCCACCAUCAUCCAGUCGUGCACCGUGAGAAGUGAAGGACAGUACCAGGCUAGACCUGUGCAGCUCCUUCUAAUUCCCCAGGCUUCUUGGCAGCUAUGGGCUAGGUGACUUCCAAGGGGACACAGGACCCUGCUCACAGAGGUUUGGAGCCAACAAUCUGGAUGUGUGUAUCUAUACAUACAUAUACACAUAUGUCCACCUGAGCCUUAGCAUGAAACUGCCCUUGUUUUUCCUUACUUAGAACCAUAUAGUAAAGCAGAUGGGAAACUAGCCAUACGGUCUGGAGGUCCAGGCUCCAGCCUGCUCUGGCACCAACUUUGCAGUGUAGACCAGGACACAUUCUUGAUGUCUCUAGGACUCAGCUUCUCCAUGACUGGCCAGUUUGUCUGAACUGAGGAAACAGUAGAUCUGAAGGAGCUGUGUGAACUGCAAACCAAUCACAACGGUGGGCUCUGGACAUGCAGAAAUUAAGUAACUGCAGCUCUGCACAGCCUUGGGAGAACAAAGCACUCCAGAGAACAACCCUGGGGCUGGAGCUGUGGAAACUGCUCAGAGGAACAGCAAACCCUGGAAACUUGGUAGCAAGAAGAGGCCUGGAGCCUCCUGAGGUCUCCACAGGGACCAUCCCAGCCCUCUGCCCAGCUGCUAUCAUGUCAACAGAUCCACACUGCUUUCAGCUGGGACCCACCAGGUGAAGCAAACUGGAAAUCCAUUGUCUCAAGCAUCCGAAGGCUUUGAGACAUAUGCCAAGAACUGGAAGACCUGAAGGGGCACUGGGUUCUAGUGAAUAAGACAGCUGUGUCUCUGACCUCUCUCUCAGCGUCCACCCUCCAAGAAUGUGCAAAGUCCAAGAGCACUGGCACCCUCUCCCCACCUGUCUUCCAUCCCAUCCAGGCAAACUUCAAGAGCAGUGCUUUCCUUAUUUAUACUUCGGUGUGCGUUUGUUGAUCCUGAUGAAGAAGAGGUAUACUUGGGGCCAACUCAGCCCCGAGACAGGAGGCUAAAGAGACCAUGUUUUCCCAGGGACCAUCUCUAGAGGUUGAGGAAGGUGGGCUUCCAGGCUUUCCUCGACACCAGCAAGAGCUAUUAAGAGAUCACAAGAGUUGACAUCUGGACCUCCUUGCAGAGGGGAGCUUUAGAGCAUCUCCAGAAAGAGACUUGCAUCACCAAGAGUAAAGAUAGGGGCGUGGUUACGGUGUGAAUUACCACAUCACUAACCAAGAGAAUUCUAUGAAUUGCUGCUUACAUACUUUGUUGUGUUAUGAAUUCGUAUUUGAGAUUAUGAGACUAGAGAUGACAUCAUCAGUCAGGGGAGCUAGGCUGUACUGCUGUAACAAGCCCUAAAUCACGGUGGCUGGAAAUGGUAUUUGUUUUGCAUUGUAUUAGGAUUCUCUAGAGGAACAGAAUUUAUGGAAUGAAUAUGUGGAGGGAGAAAGGAGGAGUGAUUUAUUAGGAUGGGUGGGUGACAGGCUUGGUUCAGUUAGUCCAAAAAUGGCUGUCUACCAAAGGAAAGUCCAGGAAUCUAGGAGUUGUUCAAUCCACUAGGGCUGGAUGUCUUAGCUGGUCUGUCAUAUAUUCCAGACCCCCAAAGAAGUAGGCUCUAAUGUCAGUGCAGGAAUGGACUUGUCUGCAGAAGAAAGCACAAGCAGGCAAGGAGAGCAAGCUUCUUUCUUCUGUGUCCUUCAUAUAGGCUGCUAGCAGAAGGUGUGGCCCAGAUUAAAGGUGGAUUUCCCAUCUCAAAAGAUCAGGAUUAAAAGUGAGUCUUCACACUUUGAAUGAUUUGAUUAAGAAGCACCCUCACAGGUGUGCCCAGCCACUUGGGUUUCGGUUAAUUCCACAUAUGGUCAAGUGGACAACCAAGAACAGCCCACGCUCAUCCCAUUCCCGUUGCAGAUUGGCGGCGAGGUUCAUUGUUGUUGAUUAGGAAACCAGAUUGCAGGGAUCCAUCUCUGAUGUUGUGAAUUGCUAGACUGGAGGCAAAAAGAAUCCUCUACAAGACAGUACAACCGUAAACGGUAGAUGAGGAACACUAGGGAAAUUUGUGAGAACACUGAGAAUCGCCUUGGUUGGUAGCACAGUAAUCCCUUCCAGAAAUGCUUGGAAGCUACACAGUGAGUCGCAAACCAUGCAUGUGAAACGGGCUCACUGACCCUGUCUUGGGAAGGCUUCCUGGAAGAGCAUAUGUGAAGAUGGUAUGCACUGGCUGUGCUGAUGGGGGAAUGGAGAUUGGAAGGAAGAAAGGGAGGGCAGUUGAAGCAUAGGAACAAUCCAAGCAAAGAUGUCAUGGUAUGGACAGUUAUUUGUUCCUAGAGCAUGAAGGAAGGGACAGGGUGUGGACAUUCACCCCGCUGAAUGGAGGGUGCUGCCCUGUUGUAGGGUACCCACCAGAGAAUACCGCUCAGACAUGGUUUAAGCCAAUAGGAAGUCUUUAUUAGCCAGCUAGCAACUACACUGGGUGCUCAGAACCCCAGUGUAGCAUGAAGACUUUCUCAGGGUGAGCUUUUAAGCACAAAACCCAUAUCCUGGGCUGAGAUACCUCAGUUAACAAGAACAGUUAGCCAGAAGCAGAACUCCAGAAGCCGAAGGCAAGGUUAGCACAUUCCAACUUUCCCAGAACUAUGGACUUUGAUGGAUUUGCUCUUUGUUUUCUUUUUAGCUGGUGGUGCUGUGCUGACUUUUAUGGUCUGAAUGGUACUUUGAUCAUGGAGUCAGUUGUGCUAAAGUCUGGGGUCUUACAAAGGUCUGGGGGCCUGUUCCACCCCUAGCUGGGGUGAGGGUAACAGGAGUUGGCACUCAAGGGACUGACUUUGGUGCUAGGCUCCUGUUACUGCUAUACAGGACUUCCUGCUGUCAUUCAUCAUCUCCCGUGAAAUCUGAAGCUUCCGUGUUGGGAAUACCUGGGAGCUGUUUAAAUAAAUAUCCAU